AUGGUUGUUAGAACAUUAAUUCCAUCACACUUUAAAGCUCCUUGGGGAUUUGCAAAGAAGGGCGCUAAAGGACUUCGGAAAAUAGGUCCACUGCAUCAUGAAUCGUGGAAAUGGCCUGGACAGAAUAGAGAAUUUCCUGAAUUGUCUCCUAAAUGGCAGAAGAAUAAUACAAUGGAAUUGAGACGUUUGUUUUGCUAUUUUUUAAUUAGGGAGGGGGGAGGGAUGUUAAUAAGGAAAGUAGUGAUUGACCUGUUGUUGGAUCAGGACCUUAAAUUUUGCUGGAUCAAUAGUCGAAAGCAAAUAGUUUUUCGGGGUUCCUAUACUUGA
Meloidogyne enterolobii is the source of this 327-nucleotide messenger RNA. The record is from the annotation of a GenBank genome assembly. NCBI's taxonomy places the organism in Eukaryota, Metazoa, Nematoda, Chromadorea, Rhabditida, Meloidogynidae.